GUUCUCGAUGCCAUUUUCGAUUCUGUUUUCAAUUUCGGCAGUGACGACGGGGGCGUCAGACUCUGGAAUUCGGUACAAACCGAGCCGUCUUCCUAAAUGGAAUCAUCGCAUUAGUUCUCCACUUACAUGUCGUCGUUGUGCUACUCGUCGAGCUCGGUCUUUGCGUUGCCUUUUUUCCCUAGUGCCUGUGAAUGCCGCGAUCUUUUUGCAUCCUGCCCGUAAUUCUCGACAUCAAUCGCUCCUGCCCUUCCUGACACCUGAUACUUGCAGCAUAGCCAUGCCGUCCACGCCGCCGGUCGGUUUCUUUUGUGAAACAGCGUAUUCACGAGCGACCACUCUGGGGCCCCAGCACGUCUGCACCAAGAAUCCAAGAUCUAGCGCCAGAUCCCCACCCACUCGCAGUCAAUUUAAUCCUCUUUGUCAAUUAUCGCUGGCGCAACCUCGAGAUUCUUUCUUCAGUAUUUUCCUUCUUCUAGUUUACAGCUCCACCUCGUACUAUCAAUGCCAGCAUACAUGUUCCUGUCAUCGGUAGACAUAAUUUUAUCGCAUUCUCAUCUCAGAGAUACGAGAAUUUAAAUUCAUGAGUAAAAAUCCAUUAUAUGUAAAGCAUUGUCAGGGAGAUACCUGGUUUCUGAAACAUAGAGAGCCGG
This is a messenger RNA of Suillus bovinus, 650 nucleotides long. RefSeq lists its product as uncharacterized. The coding region runs from base 8 to 532 and encodes 174 amino acids. NCBI's taxonomy places the organism in Eukaryota, Fungi, Basidiomycota, Agaricomycetes, Boletales, Suillaceae. The record is from RefSeq and is a predicted model, not a curated record. The transcript is spliced from 2 exons.